AUGGACACGACCACCUAUCCUGCCGCCAUUGCUCCAGCUUUUUUGUCUUCUUUUUCUUCUUUCUUUCUUUCUUUCUUUUUCUUUCUUUCUUUCUUUCUUAACAAGACUUUUUUCUUCAUUCCUUAUUUAAUUUCAGUGUUUUGUUCUUUCUUCGUUACUUUCUUUCGCUUUUCUUUCUUUUUCAACUAUUCCUUCUUCUUCUUCUUCUUCUGUUUUCUUUUUUCCUCCUCGUUUCUUCUUCUUCUUCUUCUUCUUCUUCUUCUGUUUUCUUCUUUUCUCCUCAUUUUCUUCUUUCUUCAUUUUUCUUUUUUCCUCCUCGUUUCUUCUUCUUCUUCUUCUUCUGUUUUCUUUUUUCCUCCUCGUUUCUUCUUCUUCUUUUUCUUCUGUUUUCUUCUCUCCUCCUCAUUUCUUCUUCUUUCCUCCUCGUUUCUUAAUUUUUUUCCUCAUCAUUUCCUUUUUCUUCAUUUCUCCUCAUUUCUUCUUCUUUCCUUCCUCUUUUUUCCUUUUCAUUUCUUCUCUUUUUCUUUCCUCUUCGUUUCGUUUCUUCUCGUUCUGCUUCUUUUUCUUCAUCUAUUUCUUCUUUUAUCAUCGUCUCUUCUUCUUCUUCUCCUCUCCUCUUCUUUUUCUUUUUAUCUAAUUUCUCCUUUUCUCUUUAUUUCUUCAUCUUGUUUCCUCUUCAUUUCUUUUCCUCUUUUUAUUCUUUUUUUCCUCAUCGUCUCUUUAUUUGCUGCUCUCUUAUUUUCUCUUUGUUUCUUCAUCUUCUUCUUCCAUCUCCUCUUCCUCCUCCUCCUCUUUUUCUUAUUCUUCUUCUUCUUCUUCUUCUUUCCUCCUCGUUUCUUCUUUCCUCCUUAUUUUACUUCUCUCCUCUUCGUGUUUCUUUAUUUCAUCGUCCCUUUUUCUUCUGCUCUCUUCUUUUCUCUUCGUUUCUUCAUCUUCUUCUUCUUCCUCCUCUUCUUUUUACUUCUUCUUGUUCUUUCCUCCUCUUUUCUUCAUUUUUCCUCGUCAUUUCUUUUUUCUUUUGUUUUCUUCUUUUUCUUCUUUUCUCCUCAUUUCUUCUUCUUUUCUUCUUAUUUCCUUCUCUUCUGCAAUCAAUUUACAAGCAAUCGUUAUGCAGGUUAUUCGUUCAUUUCCUCUGUCUCUCCUGCCUUCAAUAGGUCCUGUGAGUGUCAAAUUCUCCAAGCUCUCUUUCCUCGUUCUGUGUCCUAG
Acanthosepion pharaonis is the source of this 1206-nucleotide messenger RNA. Lineage: Eukaryota; Metazoa; Mollusca; Cephalopoda; Sepiida; Sepiidae. The record is from the annotation of a GenBank genome assembly.